Messenger RNA from Prunus armeniaca (apricot), 879 nucleotides. NCBI's taxonomy places the organism in Eukaryota, Viridiplantae, Streptophyta, Magnoliopsida, Rosales, Rosaceae. The record is from the annotation of a GenBank genome assembly.
AUGGAUGAAAAAGAGUCGAAGAAGGAAAAGAAGGAUAAGGUCAAGGUGAAAGAAGAUGAAGAGAAAAGGAAGGACACAGAUAAAAAAGAGGAGGAUGUGGAUAAUGUGGAUGAGGAAAAAGAAGGGAAUAAGAAAAAGAAGAAAGAGAAGAAAGGGAAGGGACAUGAGAAUGAUGAUGAUGGAACAGAGAAGAAAAAUGAUGAGGAAAAGGUUGAUGACAUUAAAAAAGAAGGGAAGAAGAAGAAAGAUGUGGAGGACAAAAAGAAGAAACACAAGGGGAAGAAGCAGAAAGAUGUGGAGGAGAAAAAGAAGAAACACAAGGGUGAUGAUGAUGAGAAGGAGAAGAAAAAGGAUGAGGAAAAAGACAAUGACAGCAAAAAAGAAGGGAAGAAGAAGAAAGACAAAGAUGAUAAAAAGAAGAAACACAAGGGUGAUGAUGAUGGGAACGAGAAGAAGGACAAGAAAAAAGAAGAGAAAAUAGACAAGAAGGAGAGAAAGGAGAAACACAAUAAUGUAGAGGAUGAGGAAAAGACCAAGGUUGAAGUUACUUCUAGGGAGAUUGAAAUAGAAGAACAUGUCAAGGAAUCAGAGGGUGAAAUGGAGGAACAGAGCCAGAAAGAUGAAGUAAAGGAAGGUAAAGAGAAGAAAGACAAAGAUAAAAAGGAGAAGGGCGAGAAGAAAAGAAAAGUUGAUAAGAAGGACAAGUCCAAGGAUGUUGGAAAGUUGAAACAGAAGCUAGAGAAGAUUAAUGGCAAAAUAGAAGCCCUUCGUGAAACAAAGUUAGACAUCAUGAGGCAGAUAAAAGAAGCUGAAGGUGAAAGUCUCACUCUUGCUGAGAAGCCCACAGAUGCGGCACUGGCGGCCACUGAUGGAGUAUAA